GGGACGUUACGUCGCAUGGCGCUUCAUGCAUAAACUGGACGUGUCUAGAUGCGCCGCGGUUGGUCUGGAUUCUUCUGGUUCGUUGAGUUCGUUACUCGGCGAAGGAGGAGUUUAUGACGAGUAUUAAGUGCGUCAUUGCCCGCGUCUUGGUGCAUCCCAUCGACUUCGGCUGGCCCUGAUUCUAAGUCACGCCGCUCGUGCUCGAAUUUCCUGAAUUUUCUACACAAGGUCAGCGUCCUGCAGAUUAUUGAUCGUGAGACGGGCUUGAUUUAUUGAUUAAUUGAUUCGUGGUUUCGCAUUCUGUCCUACGCGCGCGUACGAGGGGGACCUUCGAUGAGUCUGGAGAACAUGGCGUUUCUGCAUCUGUUGAAUUUGCCUGAUGAUGUCGACAAGUACAUGAAUACUCCGACGCACACGUACGUGCAAGAUUCCAAGGCGAUGGCGAGGACGGCCGUGGAUGUGGAAGAGUUUCCCGAUUCGUACAUCUUUGUGGCGGAUAUGCCCGGGCUUAAGUCCGCUGACGUCAAGGUGCAAUUGGAGAACGAGAACGUUCUAUCCAUCAGCGGAGAGCGAAAGCGCAAGGAACCCGAAGGCGGGAAAUUCCUCCAGAUGGAACGCAGAACGGGAAGAUUCAUGCGCAAGUUCUCUCUUCCGGGGGACGCAGACUUGGAUAAGAUUGGCGCCGCGUGCCAAGACGGCGUCCUGACAGUUACAGUGCCCAAACUUCCACCUCCAGAACCCCCGAAGCCCAAGACCAUCGACGUCAAAGUGUCCUAGAUGGAGGCCGGUCUCAGGAAAAUCUCUUGUAAAAUGCUUGUGAUAAAUCCGGAGCUCUUCCAUGUGCAGACGUUCGCGCAGAAGAGGAGCAGGUCGUCCAGUGAUUUCCAUAUCACAUUUAAUCACAAAGAAAACCACAAAGCCGAUGAGGAGGAGAAAAUGUCACUCUUUCUGGACAUGUACCCAACUUUUAAGCACGGCGGCAGCAAUCACACUUUCCUCUCAGAACCAAUUCCGGAAUGUGUGAUAAUGGUCUCAGCGCUGCUCUGUCCAGGAUCUGUAGCGAAAACAUGUACAGAAAUUUUGCGGUCCCAAUGUGGCAACGCAGUUAACACGACGGAAUUUUCAAUUUGCCGAAGCAGUCAAUUUAAGAACCACAUUCUUUCCAUGUC
Molecule: messenger RNA, 1169 nt
Organism: Marchantia polymorpha subsp. ruderalis
Lineage: Eukaryota; Viridiplantae; Streptophyta; Marchantiopsida; Marchantiales; Marchantiaceae
Source: the annotation of a GenBank genome assembly